Messenger RNA from Musa acuminata AAA Group (dessert banana), 1164 nucleotides. Its product is annotated as F-box protein At5g49610-like. NCBI's taxonomy places the organism in Eukaryota, Viridiplantae, Streptophyta, Magnoliopsida, Zingiberales, Musaceae. Gene Ontology annotation, molecular function: protein binding. The transcript has a single exon. The record is from RefSeq and is a predicted model, not a curated record. Bases 1 to 1164 code for a protein of 387 amino acids.
AUGGGCGGUAUGCUCAGUAACACUCGUAGCAUCGACCUCGUUGGUCCGAAGAAGCUGGGAAGUAGCGGGCGUCCCCUUCCCGACGACUUGCUCGCAGAGAUCCUCUCCUACCUCCCAGCAAAGACCUUCUUUAGGCUCCUCUCUGUGUGCAAGACCUUUCGCCAGCUCUCAUAUGAUUCUCAUUUCCUCCUUUCACAGUCGUGCCACAACAAUGUCAUCUCCGGAUUCUUCCUCCACCGUCGCAACAUCUCUGGGCCCUUCUUCAUCGUUGACCCCUACGCCGGCGUGCCCAGAAAAAGCCUCGAAUUCUUAUGCUACACCAACGCCGUAAUCCUUGGGUCAGCUGGUGGCCUCGUCUUUGUCUUGCAUAGGAAAGAUGGUGCCUUAUGUGUCUACAACCCGGCCCGUGGGACUCGGUGCCGGCUGCCUUCCCCGCCGGGCAAGUAUUGUACGCGGAGCGGCAUCGCGGUGAGAUUCAUGAACGAUGGAGAUGGGGUGACGAAAGACUACAAGUUGGUCUACGUUUCACGGACCUCAGCACGGGGCUCGUUGCACCACUGUCGGGUCUAUGACUCGUUUGCGAGGGUGUGGACGAUGGACAAGGAACUCGACUUCGGUGGGAAGGAACUAGAUUUGAAGCACCCGGUGGUCUGCGACAACAUCGUGUUCUGGGCAUCGUCACAUUCAGAAUCAUACGAGAGGGUCGACCAAUAUGUCGUCGCCUUCGAUGUGAGGAAGGAGCGCACGCAAAUCAUCCCUCUACCAGAAGAAGCUGCCGUCGCCUACUUCGAUACGAUCGGACUAGGCAAGUGGGAGGGGAAGUCGCUGUGCCUAAUCCAUUACGACAUGUAUACUUGGGUGUUCGCACUGUGGCUGCUGAGGAAGACAAACGACGGUCCGCCAGGAUGGGUGAAGGCGCAUGAGGUGAGCUUGAGCCAGAUUGGGUUCAGGGAACCCUGCUACGUGAGCUCCAUCAUGCUGAGCGAGGUGGCGACGACCACGUUACUUGUUUUCACCAUACUUACCGAGGCAUACAGCUAUAAUAUAAAGGAUGGAGAGCUCAAGAAACUGGCAUCGUCGGAAAUCCAUUUCGGCAAGUUGAUCCCUUACUCUAAUACACUUCGGCCAUGCGGUGAGCAAGAGGAGCUGUUGGAUGAAAUCUGA